This is a messenger RNA of Oncorhynchus masou masou (cherry salmon), 1861 nucleotides long. RefSeq names its product prolyl 4-hydroxylase subunit alpha-3-like. Bases 1 to 1644 code for a protein of 547 amino acids. Gene Ontology annotation, molecular function: L-ascorbic acid binding; procollagen-proline 4-dioxygenase activity; protein binding. Gene Ontology annotation, cellular component: endoplasmic reticulum. The record is from RefSeq and is a predicted model, not a curated record. Lineage: Eukaryota; Metazoa; Chordata; Actinopteri; Salmoniformes; Salmonidae. The transcript has 13 exons. Gene Ontology annotation, biological process: peptidyl-proline hydroxylation to 4-hydroxy-L-proline.
AUGCAAUAUUAUUUCAAAUCCAUUUACUCAGUCUGUAUUAUAAUCAAUAUGAUUUUGAUUCCAUUAUCUUUUGGUGAGAUGUAUACGUCAUUAUUGAACGUCAAACAAGCCAUCAUUGUUGAAAGACAACUUAUUGAUCAUUUAGAAUCUUAUAUUGAACACGAAUCGGAGAGACUUGAAGACAUCAAAAGGUUUUAUGCAAAGGUGUCAGAAUUGCACAGUGAGGUGUACAAUGGACCAUCAGCUGCUAUGGCAAACCCCUUGGUGGCGUUUACUCUUAUCAAGCGCUUGCAGUCCGAGUGGAUUAAUCUGAUCUACAGUGAUGAAGCGCAAGAGAACACCCAAGCCUUCAGGUCCGGUUACGAGGAGGUAGAGGAGGAGGGAAGCUUGCCAAAACUGGAGGACCUUCAGGGGGCGGCCAAUGGGUUGAUGAGACUGCAGGAUGUGUAUGCCCUUCAAGUGGGGGGACUUGUGAGAGGUCACUUCCAGAGGAUCACUAACGGCAACCCCAUUGACAUCUACAGUCCCACAAUAUCUGUUCCUCUUUCUGGGGAUGACUGCUUCCUGGUUGGAAAGGUUGCCUAUGAGCUGGAGGACUACUACCACUCAGUGCAGUGGCUGGAGGAGUCAGUGCGUCUGUUCCGAGGGGCGGGGGGGGGAUGGAGUCCAGAGAAUGAGGGAACUCUGGAAGAUGCUCUGGAUCACUUGGCCUUCUCUCACUUCAAGACAGGAAACAUCUCCUAUGCACUGAGUCUCUCUCAUGAGUUGUUGAACCAUGAUCCCAUGAACAGGAGAGUUUUGAAGAAUGUAGAGAAGUAUGAGCGACUACUUGUUGACAAUCCACCAUUACUGAGCGCUGACACUGGGUUGAAGAGGCCUAACACCACCUAUCUACGGACAAGGAACACCUACGAGAGACUGUGUCGGACACAAGGCACUCCGCCAAUGCGUUAUGAAAACCCCCGGCUGUUCUGUGACUAUUUCAACAAUGACAGUCCUGGGCUACUACUGCAGCCAAUCAGACGUGAGGUGCUGAGCCUGCAGCCAUAUGUGGUCCUCUACCACAGCUUCAUCACUGGCUCAGAGGCAGAGCGCAUCAAGGACCUCGCCCAGACAGGGUUAAGGAGAUCUGUGGUGGCAUCUGGAGAGGAACAGGCUACUGCAGAGUAUCGCAUCAGCAAGAGUGCAUGGCUAAAGGACACAGCCCACCCUAUCAUUGGGAGGCUGGACCAGAGAAUCACCUGGCUCACAAGUCUCAAUGUGCAGCCUCCGUAUGCAGAGUACCUCCAAGUGGUGAACUAUGGGAUUGGAGGACACUAUGAACCUCAUUUUGACCAUGCAACUUCAGCAUCAAGCCCCCUUUUUAGGCUCAACACUGGGAAUCGAGUGGCAACCUUCAUGAUAUACCUCAGCUCUGUGGACGCAGGUGGGUCCACAGCCUUCAUCCAUGCUAACUUUAGCGUUCCUGUUGUGGAGAAUGCUGCCCUAUUCUGGUGGAACCUCCAUAGGAACGGCCAAGGAGAUGGGGACACUCUGCAUGCUGGCUGCCCUGUGCUUGUUGGGGACAAAUGGGUGGCUAACAAAUGGAUCCAUGAGUACGGCCAGGAGUUCCAGAGACGCUGCAGCCCCAAUCCUGAGGAGUGAGAGAGAGAAAGCAGCUGCUGGGACCGCUUGGAGUACAAGAACCAGCCUCCACAAUGGAGCCGUGCGCACCACGCAGGCAGAGAGGGAGGGAACGAGAGAGGGAGCAAGAGAGGGCAUGCGAGAGCGCUUGAGGCUGGGGGAGAGGAAGGCAGCCAAAGAGCAGCCUGCACCUGUGAUUGGAGCUUCAGGCACAAGGGAACGAGGAGCACAGACACUG